UUAAUUUUUUCCUAGGGCCCAAAUAUUGAUCAAUUUAUUAUUUCAUCAAAAUCAGAAAUAGGAGACUACUCUAAGAAACAAAGACGAGCCCUCUUACCCUAUUUUUUUUCUUUCUUUUUCCCUCGCAGAUAGAUAUCCAUUUUUUUAUUCCCAUUUCUUUCUUUGUUCGCUUUUCGUUUUCCCGUCUUCAAAAACCAGACACGCGCCACUGUUGCUAGAUUCACACCAAGGCUCUCUUUUUCGUUUUAUUUUCUUUCUCCUCUGCCCCGGACUCCGAUUCCGGGUCGGGUUGUGCCCGUUUUAACGACAGUGAUGGGCGAUCUUCAUGCAAACGGCAUCGUUUUCGGGGAGGAUCGCCCGUGCGGGUCCUCGCCGCCGUCUCCGCCGCUUCCGAUAUUAAAUCCCGAUCCGUCCUCUGUGGCGGCGGAUGCCUGGGCGGCGGCCGAGCAAACCACCGGCGAGAUUCUCCGCAGCAUACAGCCCACGCUCGCCGCCGACCGGAGGCGGAGGGAGGUCGUCGAUUACGUCCAGAGGCUCAUUCGGUACGGCGCGCGCUGCGAGGUUUUUCCAUAUGGAUCAGUUCCAUUAAAAACAUAUCUUCCAGAUGGAGAUAUUGAUUUAACUGCACUCAGUUGUCAAAACAUUGAGGAUGGCUUGGUAUCUGAUGUUCGUGCUGUUCUUCAUGGAGAGGAAAUUAAUGAAGCUGCUGAAUAUGAAGUGAAGGAUGUUCGUUUCAUUGAUGCAGAGGUUAAGCUUGUUAAAUGCAUAGUACAGGAUAUUGUUGUAGACAUCUCUUUCAAUCAGUUAGGAGGACUCAGUACAUUAUGCUUUCUUGAGAAGGUUGAUCAACUUGUUGCCAAGGAUCAUCUUUUCAAACGUAGUAUUAUCCUGAUUAAGGCUUGGUGCUAUUAUGAGAGCCGUGUACUGGGUGCUCAUCAUGGUCUGAUUUCGACAUAUGCUUUGGAAACCUUGGUUCUGUAUAUCUUCCAUCAGUUUCAUGUAUCCUUAGAUGGUCCUCUAGCAGUUCUCUACAGAUUUUUGGACUACUUCAGCAAAUUUGAUUGGGACAACUAUUGUGUUAGUUUGAAGGGACCAAUUAGCAAAUCUUCUCUGCCUAAUAUAGUAGCUGAGGUUCCUGAAAAUGGAGGAAAUACCCUACUGACUGAAGAAUUCAUUAGAAGCUGUGUGGAAUCAUUCUCAGUACCAUCAAGAGGGUCAGAUUUAAAUUUGCGUGCAUUUCCCCAGAAACAUCUUAACAUCAUUGAUCCAUUGAAGGAAAACAACAAUCUUGGCCGGAGUGUCAAUAAAGGGAACUUUUUCCGAAUACGCAGUGCUUUUAAGUAUGGUGCCCGUAAACUUGGCUGGAUUCUUAUGUUACCAGACGAUAGAAUAGCAGAUGAGCUUAUUAGGUUCUUUGCAAACACCCUGGAAAGGCAUGGAAGCACUCAGGUAAAUGUAGACAAGUCAGUUUUGAGCUCAUCUACAGCAUCCAAAAGGGAUGCAGGACCUGGAAAUCAACAUAAUUAUGAAAGCAGAGAGGAAAUCCAAGAUGACUCCUCUUUGGCAGGGGAGUUCCUUGAUUCCUCUGGGGAUGGAAAUGCAGUCGCAAGUUAUAAACUUAGUGAAGAUUCUAGGGAUUUUGCAACAUCUGGGGUAUUGGAUAUAGCAAGCGCUAAUGAUUUGUCAUAUUGUUCAAAUGGGCGAAUUGAAAGUAAUAUUUCAAGCAGUGAAUCUGCUCUAAAUACUGUUAUUGAUGAAGGUAUAGUGAGCAAUUCUCCCAGAUCACAUACUGAUGAAAAGAAUAUGGCAUCUUAUGGUUCAGCUGUUUCAACAUAUGCUAAUAUCCUUGAAAAUAAUUUCUUUCAUGGUGAUAGAUCCACCACUAGUGUUUCUGGGGUUACUGAAGCUUCAAUGUCGUUGUUGGACCUUACUGGGGAUUAUGACAGUCACAUCGGAAACUUACAAUAUGGUCAGAUGUGUAAUGGUUAUACUGUCUCUCCUGUUGUGCCUAGCCCUCCUAGAUCUCCGAAGUUCCCAAAAAAUAGGAAUCCAUGGGAAACUGUUCGUCAAUGUGUACAAAUUAAUCACAGUCUUCGAUCUCAGGCAAACUCAAAUUGUGUUAUUGGGCAACAAGUUUACGUCAUAAAUCAUCCCACACUUCCAAUGACAACUUUUGCUUCAGAAGAAAAAAGGAAAAUUCGAGGAACAGGCGCAUACUUUCCUAACAUGACUUCUCGUCCUUACAGGGAUAAUAGGCCAAUUCCAGGAAGGGGAAGGGGCCAAGCACAAAGUUCUCAGGGGCAUCUGCAGAGACACACUCGUAACAAUGGCUUGGCCCUAGCUCCACAAGAAAUGAAUUUGUCUCCGGAAGGAAACUUUGAAUAUUCUCUAGAAGGAUACUCUGCUAUUGGUAGCACCAAAGCAAGAUCACCUGAAACCUAUUUCCCUCAACCUUCUACAUGGGGGUCACAUUAUACCAACGGUUUCCUUCACUCAUCUGAGAAACAUGAAUCUGGAUCUGUGGUCCCUCAGCUUCGUGUAGCCUCAAGAACUGACAUGAGCAAUUACCCAGACUCUGGGAUUUCUACAUCUAGGGGCACUGUGCCUAACACGGGGGUGGUGACAGAGGAGAAGCCUAAUUCAUUGUCUGUAGUUGAUUCCAAAAGGAUUGACGAUCAAGCUUAUCAUUUGAAGAAUGAAGAUGACUUUCCUCCACUUUCCCACUGAGUGCCAGUGAAGGAUGCAGGUGCUACCAAAGGAUGGCGAUUUUGUAAGAAGUAAGAACAAUGUGCAUUCGUCUCAAAAAAGAAGAUAGCUUCCCUCGACACUGGGUCUCUUCUAGAGAUUGGAGAACAGAUAGAAAUGAGAGUACCAAAUAAGUAGAAAACUGCUGGGAGUAGCCUUAUUAGAAACUAACGAAAUAGACUAAACUAGAUGGAGUGUUAUGUUAUCCGUGUUCCCUCUUUUCUUCAUUUGGUCCUUUGUACAAAAGGUGCAUGUAUAUUCUGGUUUCUUUUUUGCCUCUUACAUCCGUUUUUAUUUUUCAUUAUUUAGGGAUGUAUAUAUCAGGUGAUUUCCUGAGGUUGAGUUUAUAGUUCUGUUCUGUUGUUUGUAGCUUUGAAGUGUACAACUGAAGGUUUAGAUAUCUUACUGAAAUGGAUACCCAAAAUUUUCUCAGUUUCAGAAAUUAUAUUUAGGUAUUUUCCUUGGCAUUUGGGUGUUCGCCCAUGAUUUUAUUCAUGACCUUGCUUGAUGAUCACAAAAUUGAAAGGCCUGAAUGGCUGAAAUGCUGUCAGUGAGGAGAGGCACCGGAGAAAUCAGUGAUUCACCUAAAUCUUUAUUGGUCGUUUUUGUUUGCUUCCUGUUGAACAUGGUCGAUGCAAUAUGAUAGAUUGGGUGUUGAAUUGUGUUUUAUUAAUCAGCAGGGAUAUAUGAAAUCUGAAGUAGUGUACUGAGGAAAAGAUGGCGGAGUCUCUCUUAAGAUUGUUUAGUCUUUAUGUGAAAAGAAAACAGUAAGAGUUUAUUGAAAUCUGGAAAGAGUUGGAAGAGGAUUGAAGAAUGCUUCAAUAGAAGCAUUACAAAGGACCUUCAAGUGUUUUUUUUUGGUCUUUCGUGAAUGUAGUCUUUUUAGUACAGUGACUUUAUUUGGUUCAUUUUGUGAUUUCACUUGGUGAGAUUAACCCAGCCCAGAUAUUACUGUAUCUGAAUAUAGAUGCUUGAUACGUGGCUGAUGAAUUUCCUAGCAAUAUGUUGUCUUUAAUUUUAUAUAAAUUAAGACAAAACAUUGUUCAA
Messenger RNA from Vigna radiata var. radiata (mung bean), 3792 nucleotides. RefSeq lists its product as uncharacterized. Lineage: Eukaryota; Viridiplantae; Streptophyta; Magnoliopsida; Fabales; Fabaceae. The transcript has 10 exons. The record is from RefSeq and is a predicted model, not a curated record. Bases 313 to 2727 code for a protein of 804 amino acids.